Molecule: messenger RNA, 2057 nt
Organism: Haliotis rubra (blacklip abalone)
Lineage: Eukaryota; Metazoa; Mollusca; Gastropoda; Lepetellida; Haliotidae
Product: cytochrome P450 3A8-like
Exons: 13
Coding region: 351-1817 (488 amino acids)
Molecular function (GO): steroid hydroxylase activity; heme binding; iron ion binding
Source: RefSeq, a predicted model, not a curated record
UCACUUUCUGUAUUUCAAUCUAAAUAUGCUACACCAGAGACCAUAUACCGGUAUUUGGUCUCUGGUUACACCUUCAGAAGAAAGAACCCAAUGUGUUACAACUUAAUACAGGCAAAGAUGAUGUGUUUAACCUGCUGGUAGAUUGUAAACAGUGCACAACGACUUCCUCGGUAUAACGAAGUUUCGAACCCCGUUCUAAGAAAUAUAAUCACUGUCAGCAUUGACCAACAUGGUGCAAUACUGAGCGGUAUCCGCCUUGUAUAAAAUGUGUGUGUACACCCGCCUCUUAUCUGAGGAUAACCAAGGCGCUUAUCAACGCCGGCCGCAGGUCGACUCUCUACUUCGACAACAUGGACGUUCUGUCCAUUCUACUGGUGUUAGCGGCCGUCGCUGUUGGUAUAACAUGUCUUAUUGCUGCUGGAUAUAUAUACGCCACAUGGACUCACGGGAUGUUCAAGAAGAUGGGCAUCCCCGCCCCCAAUCCCGGGCUGUUGGGCGUGGUCACCAACUACCAGACAGAGGGUCUUAUCAAGUGCGACCAGCGACUGGUGAAAGAACACGGCCGAGUUGUAGGGAUAUUCCUUGGCCGCAUCCCGUCCCUCCUCAUCUCAGAUCCAACCAUGAUCAAACAAAUCUGUGUGAAACAGUUCUCCAACUUUGUCAACAGAUCGACGUUCGGCCCGAUGCCCAAGAUCGUGAUGGACUGUAUCGCGGAGAUCUACGACGAGCACUGGAAGUUCAUGCGAUGUGUUCUCAGUCCCACUUUCAGUACAGGUAAACUGAAACAGAUGAUGGUACUGAUAGAGGACUGCACCGACCUACUUGUACAGAACGUGGAUAAACACGCUAAGGAGAAGAAAAAUGUCGAGUUAAAACACCUAAUGGGCUGCUACACAAUGGACGUCAUCGUCAAAACCGGCUUCAGCAUCGACUUCGACAGCCACAGUUCGGAGAACAUUUUCGUCAUCUACUGUCGGAAAGCCAUGAAGCUCACCUUCCCAGUUUUCUUCCUGAUCACAUGUGAGUCACAUUUCGCAGUGUCCAUGAUUCUGGGUCACCGUGACAUUCUACAAGCGAUGCUGGACGCCCAUAAAGAGGAGUCGGCUGGAGACGUGGAUGACGACUCGGACGAGGACACGGAGACAGUGUUGGACUUCAAGUACUACAAGAAGCGAGGUCUGACGAACUACGAGAUAUUCUGCAACUCUCACAUCUUCCUCCUCGCCGGCUACGACACCUCCUCCAACGCUUUGACCUUCACCGUCUACAACCUGGCCACCCAUCCCGAGAUCCAGGAGAGGCUGUACCAGUCGAUAAUGACACACAUAGGGAAGAGGAAGCCUACAUACGCCGAGGUGACGAAGUUGCAGUACCUGGAGAACGUGUUCAUGGAAACCCUGAGAAUUUAUCCCCCGGCAACCAGAACAAAGCGAGUUGGAGCCAAGGACACCACCAUAAACGGCUACCACAUCCCCGCCGGCCUCCCAGUCUUCAUCCCCGUCUACGCCAUCCAUCACGACCCCGAGUUUUGGCCACAACCAGAAGAGUUCGACCCUGACAGGUUCCUCCCCGAGAACAAGCACGAGUUGCACGACUACAUGUGGAUGCCGUUUGGCGUCGGACCAAGGAACUGUCUGGGAAUGAGGUUGGCCUUGUUGGAGGCAAAGAUGGCGAUUGUGGCUUUGGUGCAGAACUUCCGGUUUGUUGUAACUCAGGAAACACAGAUUCCAGUGACCAUGGAGAAGGGGUCAUUUACAAGAGCUGCCCAUGACCUUUAUGUUGGUGUUGAGAGACGGCAGCUUCCUGUUGACCGAUAGCCAUGUUACGAUGAUCUAACAGGGAAUAACCAUCGACAGCCCUUUCAUCCGUACCUUGGUCGAUUUCAAAUGAAGGUAUUAAUGAAAUAACUGUGCUGGACAGCCAGACUCAGUAGAAAACAUAUACAACAGUUUUGAUAAUGACGUCACACGUCGUGCUGUGUAUCGGCUGUAAGACAAACUUCCGCGUACAUGGAGGAAAACCCGGGAAGAGAUUAAAGACCAAGUCACUGUUUCCGG